Cercopithifilaria johnstoni is the source of this 1773-nucleotide messenger RNA. Lineage: Eukaryota; Metazoa; Nematoda; Chromadorea; Rhabditida; Onchocercidae. The record is from the annotation of a GenBank genome assembly.
AUGAAUGCACAAUUUUUGGAAGCGAUCGAUUUGCUACGUAACAAUAAUGUGACACAAUUUGAAAAAAUUAUAAAACAAUUUCCACAAUUACUUGAUAUACGACGUCGUGGGCGUUCAUUACUUACCUAUGCAUUACUUUAUGAUCGUUUACGAGCGCUACAAAUUAUCUCAAAGCGAUCAUCAUCAUCAUUUGAUGGUGAAGAAAGUUCAGAAAGUGCAUUACAUUGGGCUGCAAAAUUUGAUGCACGUAAAUGUUGCAAAUAUUUGCUAAGUUUACCACGGCAAUAUUCGGAGAUAUCAUGGAUUGUAAUGAAAAAUAAUCGACAAAUUACACCAAUUCAUCUUGCAGCACAUUAUGGUCAUGUGAAAAUUUUAAAAAUGUUACUACAAUCAACUGUAUUAGAUAGUGAAAAUUUUUAUCAAAUGGUAAAUGAUAAUUUUGGUCGAUCACCGUUACAUUAUGCUGCAUGUACGGCAAAAUUGGAAUGUUGUGAGAUAUUAAUUGAUGAAAGACUUGGAUUACCGGUGGAUCAGAAAGAUCGUGAUGGACAUACACCAUUGAUGUGUGCUGCUGCUAGCUGUUAUCCUGAUGCACCAGAAGUGGUACGUUUACUUGGAAGCCGAAAGAUAAGUUCAGUAACGGCUCGUGAUAAUGAUGGUCGUACAGCAUUGCAUUUAGCAGUUAUUGCACAAAAUAUAGUUGUUGUUGAUAUUUUGCUCAACGUAUUGGAGUGUCCUUCAGAGACAUUUGAUAAUGAUGCUCGUACACCGUUACAUUAUGCGGCAAAAAUUGGUUUUGAUGAAGUGGUCAAAAAAUUAUUAGCAGCAAAAGCUCGAAAUGCUACACGUGAUCGUUUUGGUAUUUCACCAGCGCAUUAUGCUGUACAAGGUGGUCAUCGUAGUGUUGUUGACCGAUUAAUGAUAUCUGCUGGUCGAAUGGAACAAUAUGAUAGUGAUGGUCGUUCAUGUUUUAUGUGGUCAGUAAUUUUUGACCAGGAAUUAUUAGUGCAACAUUUCUUAGAAUAUUAUCAACCAAAUCGUAAUCAUAAAGAUAAAUAUGGUUAUACAGCACUUCAUCAUGCCGCACAUGUUGGAAGUUUACAUUUGGUAAAAUUAUUAGUAAAAGAAGGAUGGAAUAUUCAUGAAGAGGAAGAUGCUGGUGCAACAGCUCUUCAUCUUGCUGCAGCUAAAGGUUUUACAAAUGUUGCUCGUUUACUGGUAAUGGUUGGCGCUAAUUGUGAACAUACCGAUCAACAAGGAAGGACGCCAAUAUUUUAUGCAUGUUUGGGAGGACAAGCACAUACGUUAAGCGUUAUGGUGACAGAAUUAAAUUGCAAAAUAAUGCAUACUGAUAAACUUGGACGAACUGCACUGCAUUGUGCAGCAUUUGGUGGUUAUAUUGCAUGCAUUGAAGUACUUAUUAUGAAAGCUGAUUGUCUCAUUCAUAAAAUUGAUUUGGAUCAAUUUACACCAAUUCAUACAGCAUGUGAAAGAGGUAAAUAUGAUUGUGUAAAAUAUUUACUAAAAUGUGGAGCAGCUAUAAAUGCACUUGCACGUAUUGAUGAUUGUACACCGUUAAGUUGCGCACAAGCUAAUGGACAUCAACAGAUUGUUAACUAUUUGUUGCGUAAUGGUGGAUUGUUUCCGUAUCAGCUACGAAAUUUGGCUGCAUUAAUUAUUCAAAAAUGGUGGCAACAGCAUUUAAAAUUACGACAAUUAAAUAAUCAGAAAACAAAACGAAGAAAAAGUAGAAAAAAGGGUUCAGUAAAAUGA